UCUCCCUACCUUUUAUAUCUCAUCACCCAUUAACCUUUAUUCUUCACUUCUAAAACCAUACCCCAAAAUCUCCACAAGCCAUAGAGCUCUCCACGCCGGCUGGCGAGGUCCCCCGGACCUCCUUGGGAAAGCUGAAUCCAUGUCCUAUCCCGGCCACUCGCCACCACCACCACCACCACCAUUACCCUCCCCACCUCUUACCUUGUCGCCACCACCACGAGAAAAACUACAAACUCCUCCGAUUCCUCUCUACAAGCAGCAAUCAUGGUCACCGGACAUUAUCCGAGACGAGGCAUGGCUCAGAAAGAAAGGAAACAGAAAGAACCGGCGAAGCAAGAGCGUGACAGACGAAGAUCUUGAUGAGCUCAAGGCAUGUAUUGAGUUGGGGUUCGGGUUUGAUUCCCCUGAAGUAGAUCAACGUUUGUCGGAUACUUUGCCUGCUCUUUGCCUUUACCAGGCUGUUAACAAGAACUACAACGACGCCAUCUCAAAGCAUACGACGCUGUCUCCGUCAGCCGCAUCGGAUUGUGAUAGCAACAUUUCAUUCCCUAUAGGUAGCCCCCACGCCAUCUUUGGCCCCGCUGAUAAUCCAAAGAUGGUGAAGACAAGGCUGAGACAAUGGGCGCAGGUGGUUGCUUGUUCCGUGCGGCAAAGCUCAUGAGUAUGUAAUGGAUGUUUUGAUGCCUUUUAGCUUAUGGAAAACAAGAAAGCGCUGAAGUUGUCAUCAAUGUAACCGAACAUCAACAAACUACAAUUAUGAUGUUCGGUUAGAAUUUUUAUAAAAAGGAAAACCCAGUUUUACAUUGUUUAAGGUACUUUACUUUCUGCUGGACUUAUGAUUGCAGCUCUUUAUUU
Messenger RNA from Hibiscus syriacus, 855 nucleotides. RefSeq lists its product as uncharacterized. Bases 140 to 661 code for a protein of 173 amino acids. Lineage: Eukaryota; Viridiplantae; Streptophyta; Magnoliopsida; Malvales; Malvaceae. The transcript has 2 exons. The record is from RefSeq and is a predicted model, not a curated record.